This is a messenger RNA of Aspergillus sclerotioniger CBS 115572, 1518 nucleotides long. Its product is annotated as snoRNA-binding rRNA-processing protein UTP6. Gene Ontology annotation, cellular component: Pwp2p-containing subcomplex of 90S preribosome; small-subunit processome. Gene Ontology annotation, molecular function: snoRNA binding; protein binding. The record is from RefSeq and is a predicted model, not a curated record. Gene Ontology annotation, biological process: maturation of SSU-rRNA from tricistronic rRNA transcript (SSU-rRNA, 5.8S rRNA, LSU-rRNA). The transcript has 2 exons. The coding region runs from base 45 to 1226 and encodes 393 amino acids. NCBI's taxonomy places the organism in Eukaryota, Fungi, Ascomycota, Eurotiomycetes, Eurotiales, Aspergillaceae.
GACAUUAUUGCUGCUGGCUACCCAUCUGUCCACCCUGACCCAUCAUGUCGGCCGCUACGGACAAGGCCCGCUUCUUCCUGGAGAAGUCGGUUCCCGAGCUCAGGGAAUUUGAGCGGAAGAAAAUCUUCACCAAGGAGGAAAUCACAUCGAUCAUCAAGAAACGGUCCGAUUUCGAGCACAAGCUGAAUGCACGUGGCGCUCUGCCCAUUGACUUCGUUCGGUAUGCGCAAUACGAGAUGAACCUGGACAUCCUGCGCCGGAAGAGGGUGAAGCGCUUGGGGAUUCGGUCCGCUGGAUAUACCGGCCAGAGGAGGAUCUUCUUCGUUCUUGACCGUGCGACUCGCAAAUUUCACGGCGAUAUAGGCCUGUGGAUUCAAUACCUCGAAUACGCCAAACAGCAAAAAGCCUACAAAAAGGUUUCGUCCAUUCUUACAGACGCCUUGCGGUUACACCCUGCCAACGUUGAUUUGUGGCUGUAUGCGGCGCAAUACUCCGUCGACGAACAUGCCGAUAUGACUCAAUCCAGGGGGUACAUGCAGCGCGGCCUGAGAUUCUGCAAGAGCUCCAAGAAAUUGUGGCUUCACUAUGCGAAGCUGGAGUUGAUUUACAUCGCCAAGCUCGUGGCUCGACAGCGCAUAUUGGGCCUCGACAAGCCGAUUGAAGCCCCCAAGCCGGCGCAGGAGGACGACCUAGAUGCUGACAUGGUCGCUCUGCCAAAGAUCACAGGAGAAGACAUCAACCCCGACGCUGGAGAGGAUGGCGGUGUGGACGAAGUGGCUCUGGAAAAUCUCGCAUCGACUCCUGCCCUGACUGGCGCUAUCCCUCUCGCCAUCUUUGACACGGCAAUGAAGAAUUUUGAAAACGACGACAGUUUCGGUCAUGAAUUCUACGACAUGGUUGUCGACUUUGACGACUUGCCCUGUCUGCGCCAGAUCCUCCAACAUGUGGUUGAUACGAUGCGGAACUCCAAGCCCAACAGUCCUCAUACGCAAAUUUGCUACAUCAAAUUCCCCACCGCUGGAAUCCAGGUCACUUCGUCCGAUUUCCCACGUGCGUUUGGCGCGUCGUUUGCCCGGCUCAAGGAGCACCGGAAUAACCCCAAGGUCGCCAAGGAGAUCGUCAACUGGCUACAGCCUCUCGAGAAGACCGAAGGCCCGGAUGCCUCACUCCAAAAGGCGAUCGUCGCCACUCUCCGCAAUGCGGAGCGAGUUGUACAGGAAGCGUAGAGCUUACAUUUCAUUUGAGUUAUUCACAGGCGUUUACCGGACGUUUCCGUCGCAAGCUUUAUGGGCAAUGAGAAUAAGGAAGUUCCUCUUGGUUAUUGGAUGAUGAAAAGUCAGCAUGUUUGUUAAUCGUCAUAACUACCCCGUCUGCUGCUCUUUUUGCUGCUGUGCAUUUUCUUCGACUUGAUUCGGGCUUCGUUGGCAGCUUUCUUUCUACACUAGAUCAGCCCGAGGUUCGCAUGGUCCCAAAAGUGGGAUCCUAGGAUUCAGAAAACUUACAGUUUUUGUACACGAU